CUGCUUAGGCAGUGGCCAAAUCAUGAUCAGUACCAUGGGCGAUCCCUCUGGCAAUGGCAAGGGUGGUUUUGUGUUGUUGGAUGGCGAGACUUUCGAAGUCAUUGGCAACUGGGAGCAGCCAGGUGAAGCAGCACCAUUUGGUUAUGACUUCUGGUACCAGCCUCGCCACAACGUCAUGAUCAGCACUGAGUGGGGAGCUCCAAAAGCAUUGGGAAAUGGCUUCAACCCUGCAGAUGUCAAAACUGGUCAUUAUGGACAGCGCCUCCAUGUGUGGGACUGGACCACACACAAGCGGAUACAGACUCUGGAUCUGGGGGAAGAGGGUGCUGUUCCUCUGGAGAUCCGAUUCCUGCACGACCCUGCUGCGGCUGAAGGAUUCGUGGGCUGUGCGCUUCAGAGCACCGUCUUCCGCUUCUACAAGACUCUGAAAGGGGACUGGGCAGCAGAGAAAGUGAUCCAAAUUCCAAGCAAAAAGGUGGAAGGUUGGGCUCUUCCUGAAAUGCCAG
This is a messenger RNA of Sinocyclocheilus rhinocerous, 506 nucleotides long. RefSeq names its product selenium-binding protein 1-like. NCBI's taxonomy places the organism in Eukaryota, Metazoa, Chordata, Actinopteri, Cypriniformes, Cyprinidae. Gene Ontology annotation, molecular function: selenium binding. The annotation marks the transcript as partial. The transcript has 4 exons. The record is from RefSeq and is a predicted model, not a curated record.